CAUUUUUAUUACUAAAAUUAUUAACAAAAAUAACAUAAAUUUUUUAAUUAAGAUAUUAUAAAUUCUAUUCAAUUUAAAACUAUGGAAGAAGGAGCCAUCUUGUCAUUACCUCAAAAAAGGUAUUAUCGUCAGAGGGCUCACUCCAAUCCAAUAGCAGAUCACUGCUUUGAAUAUCCAUCUUGUCCCGAAGAAUUCGACUGGACAACCCUUUAUCCCGACAUCAAAUCCAAUGCCGUAGAAUUUGCUGACAUUGGAUGUGGCUAUGGUGGAUUUCUCGUGACUCUCGGUAAGAUGUUUCCAGAUAAAUAUGCUCUGGGAAUGGAAAUUAGGGUUAAAGUUUCCGACUAUGUUAUGGAUCGAAUCAAAGCACUGAGGACUUUGAAUCCUGGAAGCUAUGGAAACAUUGCUUGCAUUCGAACAAAUGCUAUGAAAUAUUUACCAAAUUAUUUCAAGAAAGCUCAAUUAUCGAAAAUGUUCUUCCUCUAUCCGGAUCCUCAUUUUAAAAAGGCAAAACACAAGUGGCGUAUUAUUAAUAAUGCCUUACUUUCAGAGUAUGCUUAUGUUUUGAGAAAAGGAGGUUUAGUUUAUACAAUAACCGAUGUUGAAGAUCUGCACAAAUGGAUGGUUAGUCAUUUGGAAGGUCAUCCGCUUUUUGAAAGGCUAACUGAAGAAGAAACUAAACUGGAUCCAAUUACACCAAAGCUUUAUCAAAGCAGCGAGGAAGGAGCGAAAGUAGUACGAAACAAAGGAGAUCAUUUUGUUGCAAUAUUUAGAAGAGUGUAAUGCCCAAGAUUUUUUACUUAAAUUGUUACAUAAAACUUAAAUAAUUUGUUUUUUUUUUUUUAUUUUUGAGACCUUGGUAUAAUUAC
Messenger RNA from Episyrphus balteatus (marmalade hoverfly), 869 nucleotides. RefSeq names its product tRNA (guanine-N(7)-)-methyltransferase. The transcript is spliced from 4 exons. Gene Ontology annotation, cellular component: tRNA methyltransferase complex. Gene Ontology annotation, molecular function: tRNA (guanine(46)-N7)-methyltransferase activity. Bases 82 to 783 code for a protein of 233 amino acids. Lineage: Eukaryota; Metazoa; Arthropoda; Insecta; Diptera; Syrphidae. Gene Ontology annotation, biological process: tRNA methylation; RNA (guanine-N7)-methylation. The record is from RefSeq and is a predicted model, not a curated record.